ACUUUGGCGAAGCGUACUCCACCAAAGACGAAAUCCUUCAGCUCUCGUCGGCCAUCAGCCGGAGAUCGUCGAUAACUGCAGCACAGCCCCCAUCGCCUCCUGCUUCGUACCGUCCCGGGGCCGAAGCCGAAUGUGUUGGCCCGGUGGCGAAGCACCAUCAUCACCACCUGCACCAGCAGCAUCCAUGUGAAGCGAUCGAAAGCAGCCACCUGUUGUACCGCUAUCAACGAUAUCAAGACCUGAGCCGCCAUCAGCAGCAGUUGCAGGGCAAAGACGCCGAAUCCGACGGGUCCAAGAUGUACGACAUUUUGGUGGUGAACAAAAACUACGAUGCCGAAGGACCCGAUUCCAUCUCGGUGCGGGUGGGAGAUCUAGUCGAAGUUCUGGACAUGGGCGUAUCAUCCGCAGCUGCCACCGCCGCCGGGGCAAAGAGGCCAAAACUGGAUCCACAGCUAAACGUUGGCAAGACGGAAAGCCUGCUCGAUAGUUCCAUUUCAAAGCACAAGCUGUCCAUCAAACCGAAAAAGAAUUAUCAUAGCUCGCAGUUUCGGAGAAGCGUCAGUCCACAGCCGCCACAGUAUCAACCGAAACCGAACGAAAAAUGGAAAGUACGAAUCUUCGAUGGGGACGACAAUGCCAAAGCAGGAUGGAUACCGGUCUCGGUGCUGGACAUUAUGCACACCGAUCAGGCCGUGUUUGGCGAUAAAGCUAACGAUGCCUCCUAUCGCCGGGAAGCCGUCGUUCGCGAGCUGAUUGAAACUGAGGAGGAAUUCGGCCGGGACCUACAGCUGGUCGUCGAUAACUACAUCAAGUACAUCGACAACCCGGACAACAAAAUUCCCCGCCAGAUCCGCGAUCACAAGGACGACAUCUUCAACAACUUCAAACAGAUUGCGGACUUUCACAACACAGUGCUCAUUGAAGGUGUCAAGUACUACGCCAACAAUCCGAAAAUGAUUGGCAAAACGUUUCUUCGGUUGGAGCGUGACUUCGACAAGCAUGUGCGGUACUGUCGGGAUGCGCCACUUGCGCAGGAGUUUCUCGCCGCCAACGACGCCGUCCGGGACUUUUUUAUGGAACUAUCCCUCACCCUAGACGACGACAAAAGUUUAUCGGAGCAUCUCAAAUUACCCAUCCAGCGGAUCAACGACUACAAGUUACUCUUUAAGGAACUUCUCAAGUAUUCCACAGCUCUUGGCGAAAAUGUCACCGAUCUCCAGAAGGCCCUAGAGUUGAUGCUCUCGGUGCCCAGUCGUGCAGCGAAUAACCGAUAUUUGGAGAACAUCGAAGGUUUCCGAGGAAACCUCCAGAAGCUAGGCCGCGUGCUCGCCCACGAGUAUUUUGGAGUCAAAGACAAGGAGAACAAAAUCAAGGAGCGCUACCUGUUCCUAUUCAAGUCUCGAGUACUCGUCACCAAAGCGAAACGACUAUCGGACGAGAAAUCCAUCUUCGUUCUCAAGGACAUCGUUAGGCUUCCGGACGUACAAAUCAGGGACGUCGAUUCCCGCGCCUUUGAGCUUCUACCAAAGGUUGGCGGUCGAGGAGACACCGUACAUCUGAUCGCCUACUCGGAAGAAGCGAAACAGCGUUGGAUCUACGAAAUCGAAGAGUACGCUGAAAACGCGGUUGCACUUCAGGAACACGCCAACGACGAUCUGCGUAUCGAUCCGACACAGACCAACAUCGACGAUAGUAUCAUCAAGCUACCGCAACGAAUCGAAGCUCAUAAAACCGACGAGAAUAUCAAACCUUCGGAUUUCGCCGAAAGCUACGUGGUAUUCAAACACAAAACAUCACAUCGAGAGGAAACUCAAUCGGUGCAGAAGACUAUCAGCCAAGACGCCGCUGAAGUAGAGGAAGCAGAAGAGAAACCUAAGAGCGUUCAAGAACGUCUUGCAGCACUCGAAGUCAAGAAGUCUUCCCGGAAGGUCGAAACCGCUGCUGGUAAGCAAGAAACAGUUCAACAACAAUCACAAAAGACUGUUCAAGGCAAGACUUCAAGUGUCCAAGUGCAGGAAACUAAAACAUCUUCCAUUACUGUGCAAAGCUCAACUUCCAAACAGGAGUCCGCUCAGGAGUCUAAAACAACAGCCGUUAAACGACAACAAGACACUCAACUAGAAGGUCAAUCCAAAGAAGCUAAACUAACCAGCCAAACUCAAGUUCGAAAUCAAAUUGCAGAAUCAAAAUCAGCAACAGUUCAGCAGACUACACAGCUCCAGUCUCAAAGUAAGACACAGCAGAUUGAAACUACAGCGGUUGCAUCUACUCAACAGGUAGCGACUGAAGUAGAGGUUAAAUCAUCUACUCAAGCUCACCAGCAAGUUGUUCAAACAAAUUCACAACAGCAAUCUUCCCAGAAACAACAAUUAGUCGAAGUAAAAUCUGAAUCCUCAACAGUAAAACAGGCAUCUACACCCCCAUCGCCUGCUAUUGACGCCGAUUCUAAGAUCAAGCAACUCGAAUCAAAGUACGAGGCACUCAAACAGAAGAAGCUCGAACAGAAGUCCGAAGAAGUAGACGCCAAGUUCCAGAUCAUCGAAUCCAAGUUUGCAGCACUCAAGCAAAAGCAGGAACAACAGAAACAGAAACUACAGCAUUCUGAGUCGAUUCCGAACAAGCAGGAAGAAAAGCCAGCUGAACCACUCAGCAAGGUCCAGCAAAUCGAAUCCAAGUACAAGCAGCAAGUAGUUGAAGUUAAAGAACAAACUGCUGAAGUAGUUGUUCAGGAGCAGAAACAAGAACAGUCGAAACCAUUGACUAAGGUAGAGCAAAUUGAGAGUAAGUAUAAAUCCAAGCAAGAAGCUACUGAACUAACAGCUCAGGCUACUGAAACUGUUGUGCAAGAACAAGAACCGACAAAACCGCUGUCCAAGUUAGAGCAGUUAGAAUCAAAAUAUAACAAAAAGAAGAUUUCUAUCGAUCAAACCGUUGAAGUCAGUCCAGUUGUAGUAACAGAGCAAGCGUCACCCUCUGUGGAAACACCUCAGACGCCAGAUACUCCAUCAAAGAUCCAGCAAAUAGAAUUCAAGUACGCUUCACUUAAACAGAAACAGCAACAAAUUGUGCAAGAAGUUCAGGUUUCCGAAGCCGUCGAACAACAGGAGCACCAGUCCAAACUUGCUCAGAUCGAAGCGAGGCAUACAGCACGUCGACAAUCUUUCCAGAAAGAUCAGGAGACUUCUGAACAGCAACAACAAUCUAGAAUCCCUAUCGCCAGCGUUGCCAAAGCCACAGAACAAAAGAAAGAAGAGAAACACUUCACCGCACAAAAGGUCGAGGCAGUAAAGUUACCAGAGCUACCAAAGAAACAAUUCGAAAGCAAACCCGACGAGCAAAAGACUGAACUCACCAAACCAGUCGAAACACCUAAACCCAAAGUUGACAAAAAAGAUCGUCCUAAGCUACAGAUACCAGUCCCGGAGAAACGUAUUGAGGGAACCAAAACUCCCGAAAGUCCGAAAGACAAAAAACGACCCGGAUCACCAAAAAGUCCUAAGGGUAAAAAAUCACCUGUCAAGUUACCAGAAAGUCCCAAGUUACCGGAAUCUAAGCCAACCGAGCCGAAGAAGGCUGAAAAAGUACCGGAGCAACCCAAGGUUGUAGAGAAAAAGGCUCCAGAGUCACCGAAGACACCAACGAAGGUUCCAGAAAGUCCUAAGCCAGCUGAGAAAAAGGCAGCAGAGAGUCCCAAAGUAAUCGAGACACCUGUCAAGCCUGUGGAAAAGAAAACACUAGAAUCUCCGAAAGUGCCAACCAAGGCUAUCGAAAGUCCAAAGACAUUUGAAUCACCUAAAACACCAACAAAGGUUCCAGAAUCUUCGAAGUCCCCGAACAAACCAGUUGACCAACCGAAAAUUCCGGAAAGAUCCAAACAACUUGAGAAAAAAGUUGAACCUAAAGCGCCACAAAGUCCCAAGGUUGUCGAAUCGCCAAUAUCGAAGACCGCACCUAAAACCGUAGAAAGUCCGAAACCGGUAGACAAGAAGCUACCAGAGCCGAUUGCCAACCAAGACACCAAACCAAAAGAGCUUGAGAGGAAAUCAUUCGAAGCGAAGAAGGUCGAAGCCGUCAAGCUACCGGAAUUAACUAAGCAGAAAGGAACAGCAGAAACCGCUAGUGUAACAGGUUACGAUACUCCUGUAGCGGAUGCCGAGCAGGAUAUCUCUCUAGGAAGUCUAGUAGAGCAGAAAUCUAGAGAGGAAUCCCUUAAGCAUAAGCUAGAGGAAAUCCACACCCGCGAAAAGGCGGCCCUUGCUGAAGCUAAGCGAGUUCGGCAAGCCAAAGAAGAGGAAAUCCGACGAAAGUUCGAACAACGGGGUGAACGAGAAAUUCAACAAAUCAAAGAAACUACCUCGGAACUGUUAGAGCAGAUACAAGCUACCAGGGAAUCCGUAAAGUCAGCGCUAGGAUUAACUGAGCCAAAUAAAACAGCGAAGUUACCAAAAAUCACAAAAGCAGCGGAUUCAGAUUCUCAACAACAACAGCAGACUCCACCACAAGACCAAGGCGGUGAUCAGCGAGAGUCCGGAAGUGACAACACAGGUGGUGAUCAAAACAAUCAAGAGAACCAAGGCGAGAAUAGGCAGGAAGGAUCCGGUGAAGGUAACGGUGAAAAGCGAACACCGCCGCCACUACAGUUGCCAACAUUCUUCGAUCCUCCACCCCCACCAGUAUAUCAAGCUACUAUUGAGGUAUUCAUCAAGAAGGAACGACCACCACCGCCACCACCUCCAAAGAUUACCAGGAAGUUAGUUGUGAAUACGGACGAACUUGAGCGAAAGACUCAACUGUUCUUUGAAGGUCGCAUAGAAGUACCAGAUCCAGAUUACAGUACAGCUGCUGCCCAACGCAAGAUCAAAGGAAUCAAGCAUUUAUUCGGAAGGACAGGUCAAACGGUAAAUUACGCAGAAGAUACCAUCCACAAGGCAGAACAAGGCGAGUUUGAGAGUAUUCUUUUCCCAGAGGAGGAAGAACCCAAACCAAAGGAACCAGUUUACGAAUACCAGUAUACGGUCGAAGACCCGGUAACAGGAGAGAAGAUUUGUACUGCUGAUCCAAACGUCGUACUGAUAGAAAAAGAACAAGUCAUGGAUGAUCAUCACACUUCUAGGUAUUCUUCGCUAAGACAGACUUCCCGGCGAGGUCGCACCCUAGAAGCGCAACUCGAGGAACUAGCCGAUUUCGAGAUCAAGCACGAAGAGAAGAUGUCGACUACCCAAACCGAGAAACUGCGGGUGCCGACCAACAUAAGACCCCACUUUUUGAAGGCAAUUCACGGCCUGAGCGUCGAGCCCGGUGAAAAUGCGAAGUUCUCGUGCCAAAUUGACGAGGAAUCCAACGUCCAAUGGCUGAAGGAUAACAAACCGCUUGAUGACAAGCUAGCUGAUCGCGUCAUUAUCAAGGAAGCAGGCGAUCUUACGCAUAUUCUGGAGAUUCAGCACUGUCGCGAGGAAGAUAGCGGCACUUACACGGCUCGGGCCAUCAACGGUACGGAGAAUGCCUCCUGUACUGCCCAGCUGAUCGUCGAGAAACUAACUCCAGAGCAGAGAAAGGCACUUUCUGAAACCAAUUCACCGGUAUUCAGUGUGAGCCUGAAAGAUACAGAGGUCAUCGAGAAGACUUACCUGACAUUCAUGGUCAAGGUCAGGGGCGAUCCCAAGCCAAAGAUUCGAUUCUGUAAAGAUGAUCGUGAGAUUCUCGACACCGACAAGCGUAUGAAGGUCGUCCGCGAGCGUGAAGACAGCGGAUACUACGAGUUGAUUAUACCCGAAGUCCACAAGGGCGACUGUGGUGUCUACUCGUGUACCGCCUACAACAAAUUCGGCAGCACCAAAACCCAGGCACAACUAUUGGUAACAGAUCAGAAAGAGCUAUUCAACGAGCUGGACACUCUCGAUGCAGAUAAGAAUAAAUUCGUCUGGAAAAAGAACGGUGUACCCUUCGAUCCUGAGGAGCGAUUCAAGGUGCUAAUGGCUGAUGAUUCCGAUUCGUUGGCGCUUGUCUUCCAGCACGUAAAACCAGAGGAUGCUGGACUCUACACUUGUGUUGCCGCAACCGCUUCCGGCAAUAUCCAGUGUAGUGCUGAACUCACGGUUCAGGGACAAGUCAACCAACUACAACAGGAGCCAUCCAAGCCGCACCUAGUAGUUACAUCGAAGGAUGCACUGGCUCGAAUUGGCGGUAAAGCAAUGCUCGAGAUGAAAGUCCACGGCUAUCCGAAGCCAGAGCUCGUAUGGCGUCACGAGGGUACCAUAAUCGAACCACACGGUCGCUUCAAGUUCCUCUACGAGGACGCCGAAUCCGUAACGCUGGUCAUCAUGGAUGUGCAACCUUCGGACGCCGGUGCCUACUCCAUCGUUGCACAGAAUCAUCUGGGCGAGGAUUCGACCUUUAUCAACCUCGUCGUCAAGUAUCCACCAACCAUUGUUAAGCCGCAUGACGCAUCGGCAAUGGUCGGCGAAAACUUCAAAAUGUCGAUCGAGGUAAAUGCCGUACCUGAAGCCACCGUUCGCUACUACAAAAAUGGCAGAGAAUUCAAGGAAAACGAACGCAUUAAGUUCCUAACGGCCGAAAACUACCACAUCAUUAAGUACAGCCCAGCAGCGGCAGAGGACGCUGGCAACUAUUCGAUUAUCGCCACCAAUGAGAUUAGCCAAGCUACUGAGUUCUGGGAGUUCACCAUGAAUGCUCCUCCACGCUGUACACAUGGCCUUCCUGAGGAAACGAUUGUCAACGAGAAGGAGGACAUCGAGCUGUUCGUCAAGGCCGAUGGUAACCCAGCUCCAAUCGUGCGCUGGUACAAGGAUGGUAAGGAGGUUGUCGCCGAUGGUAAGCGAAUUCUGAUGAUCGAAGACGAUGGUCGCUUCACACUGAAGAUCCAUGCGGCGAAUCGUGAUGAUACGGCACGCUACACGGCCGACAUAAUCAACGACUACGGUACCAUCACGCAACGUUCACAGGUCAACGUGAACUGUCAAGCGAUGGUCCGCGAAAAAAUGAAUGCGAUCACCUGUAAGGAAGGUGACAGUAACAUCACGAUGAGCAUCAAGGCCGAUGGUUUUCCAAGGCCAAAAGUUCAAUGGUACAUUGAUGGUAUCGAGAUUACCGAAUCGAGAAACGAAUUCAAGACGGUCGAAGAGGGACUAUAUUACAAACUGAUUAUGAAAGAAGCCAAGGCCGAACUCCAGGGCGUGUACAAAGCCGUUUUCACUAACGUAUACGGUUCGGAUGAGAGUAGCGCUAAAACCACCGUUCAGUGCACGCCCAAGGUUCGUAAACCACUGGUGGAUACAGAAGUUGACGAAAACACCACUCUGACUCUGGAGGUAGAAAUAUACGCUGAGCCCGAGCCGGAGGUGACCUGGUACAAAAAUGGACAACCGGUGCAGACGGACGCACGUUUGACGAUUAAACGCGACUCACAGCGAGUGGAAAACUAUACGCUCUCGUUGACGAUGGUGCGUGGUGCCGAUUCGGGUGACUACGAAGUGCGUGCGGUAAACUCAAUGGGAACCAUCUCCAGUAAAUCGCGGGUCGUUGUUCAGAAGGCCCUUGUAGCGAGCCCCAGUGAGAAUGCCGAAGCACACCGCAUGUUCAGCGAAUGCACCACAAUCGGUCAAAACGGAGAAACGAUCAUGAUCUCAGUACACACCGAAGAGAGUCAUGCCGCCAUCGUAACAGGACCCGAAGAAUCUCACUCAAUCCAUCAAAUGCGCGCCACUACAAUCAUAUUCGAAGAAGAUAGUGGAUCUCCUCUGGAAACGCCUCAACGGAUCAUUUACCCCAAUAAACCACACGCUUCUGCACUGCACGUCGAAGAAAUAGACAGCAUUACCUUUCAAUCGCCGGAGGACACAGCCAAGUAUCACAAUCUGACGGUAAAUGAGUCAUCCGGUACAAGGUUGAUCAUUGAAGAGCAGGAAUCGGACAACGAGGCAUACUCCGCAAGCUCCGGAAAGUAUUCGCGAGGAGUUUCCAUUACUUCGGCAACGACAUCGGAUGACGAAGCGUCAUUUUCACGACAAUCUAGUAGAUUGGGCACAGAAGAGCCUGAAACAGCUCAACGAAUGCAAGUAAACGGUGUCUCCACCACGGAAGUAAAACAAGCGGAGUUAUCGGAAGGACUACACAGGGAGGAUGCUGACCAACGCGAUGCAGAAAAAGGAAAAAAAGUUCACUUCGAAGAUGACUUGGCUUCAGAGACGAAAAGAGCAAGAAUUUUGGAGAAACAAGAUGUAGACGAAAGUGAAGUAAGCGAACAAUGUGCUCAAAUGAGUCGUGACACAAAUACUCUUCAGGCUGGAAAACUGUUUGAAAAGGGGGUCGCUGAACAAGACCAAGCUCCCGACAGUAAACUCAUGGACACGAACGACGUUCAGAACGAAGGUGGUAUCAAGACUGGAAAAACGCUUGAUAAGAUGGCAAUGGAUGAAUGCCACACCGCCGAUGAUAUACUACUAAAACCGGAACACGACCACUCUGAGAACGCCAUCAAAUCUGGAAAGAAGUUGGAAAAAUCUGAAAUAGAAAAUAUUACAGUGCUCGAAGGUAAGCCCAUAGAACCCAAAGAGAUUGCCGAUGGCAAGAAGUCCUUUGCGAAGGAAGCAGCAUUAGAAGGAGUAAUUGAUGCAUCGAAAACACAAAUUUCCAACGAAGAAUUACCUGAAUGUCUCAAAACCAAACAACUACGUGCGGAAUCCAUCGAAGAAGUUGAACCUCAGAAGUCCGAUAAACCGUUCGAGAAUUCAACAAAUGAAAAAUCCAAAAAAGCUUUAUUGGAAGAUGAGGCAGAAGCAAUAGUUAAACAACCUACUCAACCAGAAGCGUCACCGGAAAUUCUCAAGACCGACAUUGCUGAUGUCACCACGUUCGAUUCGCUGCCACUGUCAUGGAUGGUGGAAGCUGACGGUAUCCCGAGACCAACCGUCGCCUGGAUGCACAACGGUGAAGAGGUUAAGGCUAGCGAACGUAUCCGUAUUACUGACUCUGGAACUCUCUACAAGAUCGAGAAUCUGGACGUCAAGGAAGCCGAUGCCGGCGAAUGGAAGGCAGUGGUCAAGAACCGUAUCGGAGAGAAGUCUCUGCCAUGCAACCUGACUGUUAUUCCAUGCAAGGAAUAUCGCCGACCGAAGUUCCAGAAAGGCCUGGAGAGUCUCAGCGUUCACAAGAACGAGUCGGUUACUCUGAGCGUAACUCUCACUGCCGACCCGGAGCCGGAGAUCAGCUGGAUCCAAGAUGGCACCGAAGUACAAGCCGAUAACUUCGUUGAAAUGAAGACCGAAAUUAAGGAGCUGGAGUACAACCUAAAGGAGAUCACCUACACCUUGUAUAUUGCGGAAGCUCGCCAUUACGACACUGGCAAUUACACGUUCCGCGCAAAGAACAAGUACGAUAUCAACGAAUCCAACUGCCGUUUGGAUGUACUGUUGAAGCCGGAAAUCGAGAACUUCCACGACAUUACGGUGGAGCCGUUCACGCAAGGAGUCUUCCAGGUACUGAUCAAGGCAAACCCGAAACCGAAGGUCGUCUGGACCAAGGAUGGCAUCAACCUGUGCAACGUCGACAAUUGUGACGUCAUAGCUGAUGUUGAAAAAGAAAUCUACACUCUUCUGGUGGAAUCUUGCGCUUUGGCUGAACAUGGAACGUACACCAUCUCGGCAUCCAAUACAUUUGGUGAAACGGUUGCGUCCGCUAAGUUGAACGUCCACAUGACGAAACCAACCUUUACUAAGGAACCGGACAGCAUGAACGUGCAUGAUUGGGGCGAUGUCUACAACAAGGUCGAAGUAUCCGCUGUUCCACGCCCGACUAUUCAGUGGUUGCGCAACGGAACUCCAUUGAAUCUGGAGGAAAUCGACGAAGAAACCAACGAGCCAAAGGUCAAGGUAGUCACUUCCGGUGACACCGAGGUUACGAGUGAGCUGUUCAUCAGCCAUUUCGGUCCGGAAUGGCAAGGAGAUUACUCUUGCGUUGCUUCGUGCAUCGGUGGUGAGACUGAAGCCAAGUUCAUGAUUUUGGUCAAGAACGAGCAACCGGUGUUCGGCAAGGGACUCGAGAGGGGCAUGGAUCUGGAAGAGGACGAUCGUUUAGAAUUGGCCUGUAUCGUAGAUGGUAGCCCGCUCCCGAAGAUGACCUGGUACAAGGAUGGGCACGAGAUUACUCCUAAUGAACACAUUAAGAUCACACAUGGCCAUGAUGGGCGAUGCCGUUUGGUUAUCGAUAAGGUUGAUCCUGGAGAUAGCGGUUGCUACAAGCUGGUUCUGACGAACAAGACCGGCGAGGUUUCCACACAAUCUUGCGUUGCAGUCACACCCAAGCAACGUUACCCGGUGUUCAUUCGCCCUCUACAAGAUCAAAAGGUUGCCGUUGGCGAAACUCUGCACGUGGAAGCCAAAAUUGCAGGUUUCCCUAUGCCCGAGGUCAGAUGGUUCAAGGAUGGCUUACCAGUGCACCACACUAAAGCAAUCAACUUCAUCAAUGAACCUGACGGUAUUGUUGGAUUCAUCAUUGAUCGCGCUACUCCUGAAGAUGCCGGUAUCUAUACAUGUGAAGUGGUGAACGAAGUUGGAAAGGCUACAUCGGCCUCAAUCGCUGAAGUUAUCCCGAAGUCGAGAAAACCACAAUUCGUCAACGAGUUGCAAGACAUGAGCAUUGUUGAGGGUUACCCCCUGAAAAUGAAUGUUAAGGUAGUGGGAUACCCUGCUCCAGCCAUCAAUUGGUUGCACAAUGGAACACAGAUUACCGGCGAACGUUUCAAAAUUACCGAAGAAGGUGAAGGUUGUUCUACUCUUACAGUGGAAAAGUCCAUCGGAACCGACUGCGGAGAUUAUCAAGUAGUUGCCUCGAACGAAAACGGUGAUACCUCGUGCACUGGAAAAGUUACCAUUCUUCCUGUUACGGACACUUCUAUUGGCGAGGAGCCACCCAGCUUCUUGGGCGGUAUUCGUGACAUCACCGCUGAUGAAGGCAAGGAGCUGACGUUCAGAGCUCGGUUUAUCGGCAACCCUGCACCGGAAGUUAUCUGGACAAAGGACGGUGAGCCUCUUCAGCCAACUGGACGCGUUAGCGUCACUUGCGACGGAAAGACAGUCGGCCUCACCAUAACGCCUGCUGAAGUAUCCGACUCUGGUGAAUACGCUUGCCUGAUGGCUAACCCAUUGGGAGAAACCGAAACCAAGGCUUCGGCUAUUGUUCGUAAAAUGUUCCAAAAGCCGAACUUUGUCUACCGUUUCCCAGAUGUUCAGCAGUUGCCAGGGUUGGAAGCAAAGUUCCCAGCAAAGUUGGUGGGCACUCCUCGCCCAACUGUUCAAUGGUACAAAAACGAAACUCCUAUCUAUCCAAGCGAUCGAUACAAGAUGAAGUACGAAGGCGAACACUGUUAUCUGUACAUCAAAGAAUGCGUCGAGUCGGAUACUGGAUUAUACUCGUGCAUUGCUACUAACCGGGAGGGAACCAGCACCGUUGAAGCUAAACUGGAUGUCGUCUCUCAACUAACGAAGGGCGAUGAACCAACUCCUGCUUACUUCAUGAAAAAACCUGUAGACAUGACUGUUCUUGAGGGCAUGAAGGCCAAGUUUACAGCAUGCGUCGAUGGAUAUCCACUACCUACCGUGGAAUGGAUCCGUGAUGGACAUCGUCUUGUACCUAGCGAAAAAUACCGCAUCGAAGCCGACAUCAACGGCCUUGCACGCUUGAUCAUUGAUGAUGUUCAGGAGGAGGAUCUUGGUCGCUAUACUUGUAAAAUCAGCAAUAAUUUGGCUGAAGUGUUGGCUCAUGUCAAUCUACGGUUUGAACCACUGGAUGCCUGCCCAAGACGUCGCUAUGGAAAGAGUAAGGACAAGAGUUUCAUCCAUACCAGCCCGUAUCCUCUUAUGGACCGACCGAUUAUCUCAAAGUUGUCCGAUCGGCGUUUGACACUGUCCUGGAGACCAUCUAUGACAACAGUUCCACGUGAGCCGGUAACUUAUCAAGUGGAAAUGAUGCAACUCCCUGACGGCGAAUGGUAUACUUACCGUUCUGGAAUUCGUAGCUGUUCUUGUGAAAUACGCGACUUGGAACCUUUCCGUGAUUACAAAUUCCGUAUUCGAGUCGAAAACAAAUACGGCGCCAGCGAACCCAGUCCCUACAUCCAAACGUAUAGACGAAAACUGGAGUCUGAUCCUCCAGUGUUUUAUCCAUACUUUGGACCGGGACGUGAUUACCGUCCGGGCGUUUCCCCGCUUUUCCCACGCAACUUCGACGUAGAACGUCCCACGCAUCGUGACCGCGCUUCUGGUAUCCCUCCGGAGUUCCUCCGUCAAGAAUUCCCCGUCCAAUACGGUACCAAGAAUCACAACGUGAGCCUGUUCUGGUUCGUGUACGGUUAUCCGAAGCCAACAAUGACCUACUACUUCAACGAUCAGAAGAUCGAAGCUGGCGGUCGUUAUUGCUUCAGUUAUACCAGAAACGGACAGGCAACACUGUUCAUCAACCGCAUGAGCGAGCGAGACGUCGGCGUGUACGAAGCUGUCGCCACCAACGAACACGGCUCCGUACGGCAACGCGUCUGUCUCGAACUCGGCGAGUCCCCACGAUUCCUGCAGCGUCCGGAGGAGGUAUUCAUUAUGGGUCGCCGUUCGGGUCGCGUCGAAGCCAAGAUUGCCGGCGUACCCUUCCCCGACGUGAAAUGGUACAAGGACUGGCAGCCAAUCACCGAAUCAUCACGCCUCAAGAUGAUCUUCUACGAACCGGACACAUGGGUUCUGUUGAUCACUGACGCGAUCAAGAAAGACGAGGGUCUAUACUCAAUCAGUGUGCGUAAUGCUAUAGGAUCAGUCAGUUCGUCGGUAAUGGUACACGUUGAAGACAACGAAGAGGACUACGUGUACAACGCCCAUCACAGAACCCCAUACGUCCGUGCUAGGAAUAAGGUCUAUGAAGACUAUUACGAUAUUGGUGAUGAGAUUGGAAGAGGUACGCAGGGAAUCACGUAUCAUGCUACAGAACGUUCCAAUGGUCGCAACUUUGCCGCUAAGAUUAUGUACGGUAGUCCUGAUCUGAGACCGUUCAUGUUCAACGAAGUGGACAUCAUGAACGUCCUGAACCAUAGGAAGUUGAUCCGCCUACACGACGCGUAUGACAUCAACAAAUCGUUGACGUUGAUUAUUGAGCUUGCUUCGGGUGGUGAGCUAGUUCGGGAUAACCUGUUGAUGCACGACUACUAUACCGAGCGUCAAAUCGCCAUAUAUGUAUACCAGAUUUUGCUGGGUCUGGAACAUAUGCACACACGAGGAAUUGGUCAUAUGGGUUUGACAAUCAAGGAUCUGCUUAUCGCCUAUCCUGGUAGCGACAACUUGAAGAUUUGUGACUUUGGCUUGUCUCGUCGUAUUGAAGAUGAUAAGCUGUACACACUGGACUACGGUAUGCCGGAGUUUGUGUCCCCAGAAGUGAUCAAUCGCCGCGGUGUUGGUCUUGGACAGGACAUGUGGAGCAUUGGUAUCAUCACCUACAUUUUGUUGGGUGGUAUCAGUCCGUUCAUGGGCCGAAAUGAUCGAGAGACCCUCACCAAGGUGCGUGAUGGAAAAUGGAGUUUUGUUGGCACCGUGUGGGAGUUCAUUUCGUCUGAAGCCCGCGACUUCAUUACCAGACUAUUGGUAUAUGAGGACGAACACCGCAUGACCAUCAAGGAAGCCCUGAAUCAUUCGUGGUUCGAUAUUAUCUACAAACGUAGCUUCGACGAAUAUCAGAUUGGUACUGAUCGUCUACGUAGGUACUAUUAUCACUACAGAGACUGGUACACCAACGCUUCUUGCCGCACCUGGUACCGUCGUCGUCCAUUGAUGAGCUGCUUCGAUCAUCCGUCGAAGAUGGUGUAUCCACCUGGAAUCAUUUUCACUCCGGAAGGUACUCCACCACCAGUGGCGGUCGAUGAUAUCCCACACAAGCGCCGAAAGUGGGACGAGUACGUUUCCAAGGACAAUCACCCAGAUUACGAGACGGCGUCCUUCAAAUCCGAAAGCCACUACCAGUACGGUCCGGACACAUACUUGUUACAAUUGCGUGACACCACUUUCCCAUGUCGUCUGCGCGAGUACAUGAAGAUCGCCAAACACCGUUCGCCGAGCUUGCUCAGCGAGAGUAAUUACGAUGGAAGCUUACCGAUCAUCCGCGAGCGUCGUCGUUUCACCGACAUCAUGGAUGAAGAGAUCGACGAUGAACGCAGGAGUCGCAUCAGCCGCUAUGGAACGGACGACAGCGUGACGAUUAGCCGUCGUCUGCGUACAGAAGUCGGAACUCGUCUUGGAUCCUAUGCCGAGGCUGAAGCCAUGAUCGAAGUCAAACGAGAAGGUCAGCCACCGUUCUUCCGCGAAAAGCCACAAACAAUAGCCAUUCGGGAAGGUGAACCAAAUCAGAUCGUUUGCUACGCUGUCGGUGAUCCGAAACCAUCGGUCACGUGGUUCCGCAACGACAUGGUCGUUACCGAUAGCAACCGCGUCAAGGUAUUGGAUGAUGUUGAUGGUCGGUCAGUAAUUCAGUUCCAUCCCGCUUCGCACAAUGAUUGUGGUAUCUAUAAGGCAGUAGCUAGUAAUAGAAUAGCCAAAACAACGGCUCGCUGCCGCGUAGUGAUCGCCAUUAUCCCAGAUGCCCCAGAUUGUCCAGAUGCAGUUGCUGUGAGCGAUACGGAGGUAUUACUGCGGUGGAGACAGCCUCGCCAUGACGGUAAUUCGCAAGUUAUUUGCUACAGCUUGGAAAUGAAACAGCAUGGCAAGCUCGAUUGGGUGGACGUGGCAAGCAACAUCGAUCACGAGUUCUACCUGGUUCAUAGCUUGACGCCCACUACUAGCUACCAGUUCAGAUUGGCGGCCUACAAUCGUAUCGGUUGGAGUGAUCGUGGCGUUGCUACGAAGUUGAUCACUACACUGGAGGUUGGGGCUCCAAAGAUUCAGAUUACUCGAGCUAUGAAGCAAUUGCAGCAAUUGACAGAGUCUGGCCAACAUGUAGCACCAGAAGAACGUUCGGGACGUCUGGACUAUAGCUAUGAGAAGACUCCAUUGAAGUGGUCCGUUGAGGGUAACUACAACGAAAAGUUCAGCUUCAUGUCGGAGAUCUCGCGCGGUCGCUACUCCAUCGUAGUCAAGGGACUGGAAAAGGCCACCGAUAAGAUCGUUGUUGCGAAAAUCUUUGAGUUGGGAGAUGAGCGCAUUGCGGAAGCAGCAGAGCGUGAAUUUGAAAUGUUGCGUACGCUGAGACACGAACGUAUCGCUAGUCUGCUGGCUGCCUUCAAACCGAAGAACACAUCUAUCGCUGCCUUGGUCAUGGAAAAACUGCAGGGCGCCGAUGUCCUCACCUAUUUGAGCAGUCGAUCGGAGUACUCCGAACAAAUUGUGGCCACGAUCGUUAACCAGAUUUUGGACGGUCUACAGUAUCUGCACUGGCGCGGAAUCGCUCACCUAGAUCUACAACCUGACAACAUUGUCAUGUCAUCAGUUCGACAGGUGCAGAUUAAGUUGGUGGAUUUCGGAGCAGCGCAGCCCGUGUCCAAGUUGGGAUCAGGCGUGCCAAAUCAGGGCUGGAUGGACUUUACAUCUCCUGAGGUGCUCAACGGAGAAGCCGCUUAUCCACAGACCGACAUCUGGAGCGUGGGUUGCCUGGCAUACCUGUUCCUGUCGGCAACGAGUCCGUUCCGAGGUGGAGACGAAGCAGAAACCCGUGCCAACAUUACCUUUGUGCGCUACAGGUUCGAAUAUCUCUUCAAGGAGGUCACCCAGGAAGCGACACGGUUCCUGAUGUUGAUCUUCAAGCGUGCUCCAACGAAACGCCCUUCGGUGGAAGAAUGCUUCGAGCACAGAUGGCUUGUCCAUACCGAUUUCAUGAUCAAGAAGCGCGAACGUGCGAUCUUCCCUGGUAGCCGUCUGAAGGACUUCUCCGAACACUACCACACGAUGAAAACGAACGAGGCCACCAAGUCGGAGACCAUCUCCAGCCUCGGUGGCCAAUCCCCUCGUCAGCUGCUUCGAUCCAACAGCAUCCAGGAGGAACUGUUGACCACUUUCUAACCCUGACAGCAUGUUUAGCUACUAAAGCUUAGAAUCGUUACUUUCUUCUUCUAAAACCUUCAAUUAUUUAUUUAUUUAUUUGAUAUUAUUCUCGUAGAGCUGUUCUAGUCCCGUAAUCACUUAAACCUCUUCUUAGUGCAAGUAGUCUUCACCCACUUUUGUACAUAUUCGAUUUUUUAUUUUAAUCAAGGGAAACUAUAGCGUCUUGUGUUUAUUUUUUUAACGUGUAAGCAUAAGAUUUAGAUCAAGAAGCAAACUAUAGCUACUGCUAGUGCUACGACACAGGAAACACUUUAUAUAUUUGUAUAUGUGAUAUCCGAGUCAGGGAAACAUUUUUUAUAUGAAUUUUUAACCGAAUCUCUAACCAUACAAAUACGUUACACAUCCCUGAAGAAACUGACUCGGACCCAUAUAUAUCCAGCUGGUUUCCUCUACUAGUAGUGUUUGCAUAUAUUAACCCUCUAUAUCGCCCCGUCGUCAAUCAACAAGGAGAAUUGUAUAAAAAGAAAAACUCUUAACGAGAACUGUAUAAAUUUAGUUUCAUGCAUGGUACGAAAGCUUUCAACAGAUUGCACAUACAGAGGAUAAAAACAGCGUAUUUUGAAGUGAGAGAGAGAAAACGUGUAAUGUUCGUCUUAUUAAGAUUGCAACUUUAGGUCAAAUAGCAAGUUAACGAAAUUUCGGAGCUUUAAAAAUGUAGGACAAAUUAUAUCCUUGUUUUCCGUUCUGACAUUUUAUUUUCCUUGAAACAUUAAUUCAAUAAAUAGUUGUGCAAAA
Messenger RNA from Aedes aegypti (yellow fever mosquito), 16814 nucleotides. RefSeq names its product obscurin. Gene Ontology annotation, biological process: homophilic cell-cell adhesion; protein phosphorylation. Lineage: Eukaryota; Metazoa; Arthropoda; Insecta; Diptera; Culicidae. Gene Ontology annotation, molecular function: guanyl-nucleotide exchange factor activity; ATP binding; protein kinase activity. The record is from RefSeq and is a predicted model, not a curated record. Gene Ontology annotation, cellular component: plasma membrane.